Messenger RNA from Stegodyphus dumicola, 411 nucleotides. RefSeq lists its product as uncharacterized. Gene Ontology annotation, biological process: proton transmembrane transport. Gene Ontology annotation, molecular function: voltage-gated proton channel activity. Lineage: Eukaryota; Metazoa; Arthropoda; Arachnida; Araneae; Eresidae. Gene Ontology annotation, cellular component: plasma membrane. The record is from RefSeq and is a predicted model, not a curated record.
UGUCUGCCAAUAAACAUGGCACCGUCAGUCAGCAAAGAAGAACUGAUGAGGAAUACUGAUUCUGUCAUUUGGGGAUUUAGUGGAGGGACGACUACGCCGGAAUUGGAUGAAACACAGAGAAUAUGUGAGAAAAUAUGGACAGCACUUAAUAGCCGGGUCUGCAAUGUUGUCAUUGUGAUAUUCGUCUUCACCGAAGGAGUAGUAGUUCUGUCUGAAUUACUAGUGGAUCUGAAUGUUGUGCAAGAUCCCGAAUGGAAGCCAAAGACUGUCAACUGUAGUCAAAAUUCUUCUAUUAUGCCAAACGAAAAUGUCAGCCCGAGAAUCAAAAAAGCCAAAGAAGCUUUUUCAUUCUGCAGUAUUACUCUACUGACCAUAUUCAUCAUUGAGGUAAAAAUUAAAACGAAACUUUAA